GUAAUCAAAAUAUCCGCGCAGUUUGUUUAUGAUAAUAGUCUAUAUAUUAAAGCCAUUCUAUCAACAAUAUACCUCAAUCUAGUCAAAAUUGUUCACAGUGGUCAAUUAAAUUAAAUUAAAUUAAAUCAAUUACUCUUUCUAUUGGAUCAUAAAAGUGAUUAACGAAAUAAUAAGAAUAAGUGAUAUACCUCUUUUAAAUAAUUACUGAGAAGAUUAUAAUUCUGAUUUCUUUUAAAUAAUAAAUUCAAUGAGUAAAAACGUGAGGAAUUAUCAGCGCUGUUUGUGUAUCAGAAAUGUACACUCAAGUAGUUCCAAUACUGUGGACCCUCCUAAAAUGCAAUCAACAAAGUAUUUGACUGUACCCCAGUGGAAAAUGCUAAAUCAAUUUAGAGAAUACUUACUGAAACUUUCUUCUGACAAGUCUCUUCAGAACUCAGUAAGGAAAGACUUUGCACAAUUUCUUCAAAAAAUCCAACCAUCAGUUUACGGUAGCAAUUUGGUAAGACAUGUUGACACAUCAGCUGCAGCAACCAAUGAAACACAAGAAAAGAAAGGGGAAAACAAGGGGAUAAUUGCUUUUCCAAAUGUUCUUAAUGGUCUAAUAAACAAAAAACCUGCUACUGAAGUUGAGCGUCCAAAAGAAAUUUUACCAAAGUGGAAAACUACCACAAAGACAGUAUCAAAAACUGCUAUCAUGUCUAGAACUAGGCAUAUUAUAUAUUCCAUAGCAAAUGCUGAAACUGAAAAAUCAAAACUUAAACGAAUUGAUGAUCUUUCAGAUCAUAUAAAAAUGUAUCCUGAAGCAAAAAAUCAUGCUGUAAAAGAAGGUGCUGUUAGAUUAUUAAUUAGAAUACAGGAAGAGACGCAAAACUUUGAUAUAAGGAGUUCAAUUCGAGAAGCCUUUGCUUUAUUAGGAUAUUGUGAACCCUUGCCUGGAAGAGGAAUCAGAAUACUUUCCAUUGAUGGUGGGGGUAUAAGGGGACUGUUGGUGUUAGAAAUGCUUAAAAAAUUGGAAGAGUUGACUGGGAAACGUAUUCAUGAAUUGUUUGACUUUAUGUGUGGAGUUAGUACAGGGGCUAUAGUUGCCUUUUCAUUAGGUAUACACCUUAGGGACUUAGACACAAUAGCAAAACAUUAUAAGGAACUAAGUCUUAAAGUAUUCACGCAAUCCACACUUCGAGGGACUAGCAACUUAGUUUGGAGUCAUGCCUAUUAUGAUACAGCCUUAUGGGAAACUUUGCUUAAAGAAUAUUUAGGGGAAGCCCCUUUGAUUUCAACUGCCAGGAUUUUAGAAUGUCCAAAAUUAGCAGCCAUUUCUGCAGUUGUAAAUCACUCGAAAGUAUCAGCAUACAUAUUUAGGAAUUAUUCGUUUCCAUGGCGGGUACAAUCAAACUAUAUGGGGGGUUUUCAUCAUAAAGUAUGGGAAGCAGUAAGAGCAUCUGCUGCCGCACCAACUUAUUUUGAGGAAUUUAGACUAGGUCAUUUGCUACAUCAGGAUGGUGGAAUUUUAGUAAACAAUCCAACAGCUGUAGCUAUACAUGAAGCUAAGCAGUUAUGGCCAAACACUCCUAUACAAUGCGUAGUAUCCUUUGGGACAGGAAGGACAAUUCCUGUACAUCCUGAAGCACUUCCUGAAGACGACGCUAAAAAUUCGUCCUGGACAAAUAAGUUUAUGAAAAUUUUAGAUAGUGCAACGGACACCGAAGGAGUUCAUACGAUGUUAAACGACCUCUUGUCAGGGGAUGUAUAUUAUCGUUUUAAUCCUUACCUCACAGAAAUGUUAAGCAUGGUCGAAACUGAUCCACACAAAAUUGAGCAACUCGAAAUGGACGCACUAAUGUAUUUAAGGCGAAAUGAAGACAAAUUUCAGAGUGCUGCUAAGGCUCUAACAGACCCAAAGCCUGUUGCUCAAAAGGCGGUCGAUUGGUUAAGUCGAAAGAAAAAUUUAAUUGGUUUUUCAACCAAAUAUGUAUGAAACGAAAAUCGAAAUACCCAUUUCGAAAAUUAAAGAAUAAACUCAAAUAGUUGUACGUAUUUAAUCCAAAUUUUUAUUUAUAACUGCUUUAAGAUCUGUUUGUUCCCUCGAGUUUAAUUUUUUGUUUUUAAUUAUCAAGUUGAUAUUCAGGCUGAUGAAAUAUAUAUAAAAAAACGCUCAGGUCUUUUACCGUUUUAUAAUUACUUAUUUGAGUGAUAGAAAUAGUGACUGUGAUUAUGUCUUUUUUAUUAGAUUUUACUUAAAUGUCUUUUUUGUUAUUUUUUUAUAUUUCUAACUAGUCUGUAUAUAUGAUCGCAAUCGCACCGAGUAAAUUAUUAAUUUUUUAUCCGACACAAAGAAUCAUAAUACACGUAGAUGAUUAGUUCAUUUUUUAUAUGCUAGAUAUAAGAAAUACUUCUGUGUUACCUAAAAUAUAAAGUAUAAAUAAUACCUUUUAAAUAUA
Agrilus planipennis (emerald ash borer) is the source of this 2438-nucleotide messenger RNA. Its product is annotated as calcium-independent phospholipase A2-gamma. Lineage: Eukaryota; Metazoa; Arthropoda; Insecta; Coleoptera; Buprestidae. Gene Ontology annotation, cellular component: membrane. The record is from RefSeq and is a predicted model, not a curated record. The transcript is spliced from 6 exons. The coding region runs from base 248 to 1975 and encodes 575 amino acids. Gene Ontology annotation, biological process: arachidonate metabolic process.